AUGAUCAUACCACCGAGGAGGUUAAAGCGUGACAUGUUGGACACAGACUUGGUGUAUAUUGAAAAAUCUCCAAAUUAUUGUGAUGAAGACCCAGUGACUGGUAGCGUUGGGACACAAGGUCGCAUGUGCAACAAGACAGCUCAACACGUCAGUGGUUGUGACUUAAUGUGCUGUGGGAGAGGGUACAAUACACACCAAUACUCCCGGGUGUGGCAAUGUAACUGUAAAUUCCACUGGUGCUGUUAUGUGAAAUGUAACACAUGCAGUGAACGAACAGAGGUGUUUACCUGUAAAUGA
Molecule: messenger RNA, 297 nt
Organism: Staurois parvus
Lineage: Eukaryota; Metazoa; Chordata; Amphibia; Anura; Ranidae
Source: the annotation of a GenBank genome assembly